Phytophthora sojae is the source of this 1275-nucleotide messenger RNA. RefSeq lists its product as hypothetical. The transcript has 2 exons. Lineage: Eukaryota; Oomycota; Peronosporomycetes; Peronosporales; Peronosporaceae. Bases 1 to 1275 code for a protein of 424 amino acids. The record is from RefSeq and is a predicted model, not a curated record.
AUGAUCGCCAAGCCCCGCGUGUACGUGGGGGACGAGGAGCGGCGACGCAAGCAGCGCGACCUCAAGCGCAGGUACCGCGAGCGCCGCAAAGCCAUGCAGCAGCAGGUCGCGCAGCUCGAGGCGCGCUACGACGCGCUGCUGAGCGCCCAGCAGCAGACGGCCGUGACCUCGCGCCGCGCGCCCUCCCCGCUCGAGCAGCAGUACGCGGCGGCUACCAACGAGCUCAACUCGCUGCGGCGCCAGAUCGCGACCACCAAACAGAAGCUGGCCGAGUUCGACGGCUUCGCGUCGUCCCUCGAGGUCUACCUCACCGACUUCGACGCGCCGUCCGCCAUCACGGCGGCGUCGCUGGCGGCGGCGGGCGCGGCCAAGAGCUCGCUGCUCAUGGCGCCGUCGCUGCCCGGGCCGGCGCCCGCGGCCGAGCCGCACCCGCGCCUGACCGAGCGCGAGUGCCAGGAGAUGAUCAAGCAGUGCUACUACGAGAUCUUCGACCGGCGGUUCCGCGGCAAGUGCCUGAGCUCGGGCAUGCACAUGCUCGGCUGGGAGGACCAAAUGUUCUUGGACGGCACGACGCUGCAGUUCUCCAUGUCCAAGCGCAUCACGGGCAUGUCGGCCAACACGCUCAUGCAGAAGACGUGGGACAUCGUCACCACGGAGCAGCACAUGCGCACGAUCCAGUACUCGACGCUCGGCAUCAAGGUCCUGCACAAGAUCAACGACGACACGCUCGUGAUCCAGCGCUGCGUGCACCACCCGCAGCUCAAGACGGUCAACUGGAACAACAUGGUCAUGUUCCGCCUGCGCAGCCCUCGCGGCUACGUCGUGGCCUACCAGACGAUCAACCAUCCAGCGUACGCCGAGGGCUACACCGAGUACUUCACGGGCCACGAAGACAUCGUGGCGGAGGACCUGCAGCCCAAGUUCUCGCGCGUCAACACGCUGCAGUGGUUCCUCUUCGAAGAAGACGACAACCUCGACUUCGACAUCGACAGCGGCGGCUCGGACCUCGAGCUGCUCGGCUCUAGCGACAGCGAGGACUCGUCGUCGAGUGUCAAGAAGGAGGUGCUGAGGCGGGGGAGAAGGGGGCUUGCACCACCACCGACGCAGCCCCAGCCAAACCCCCCUCAACCACAACGUGCCGGCGGAGUGAAGGUCUCGUUUGCGGGCAAAGUGGACAACCGAGACCCGUCGUACGCGCAGUUUUACAUGUUCGAGGUGCUCACGUACAUCAUCCGCUGGGAGAACGCCGUGGGCUCCGCGCGGCUCACGUUUUGA